AGGGGUUUCUGUAUAUAUGCGGCUACAUUAAAGGGAAUAAAUAAAGGUGAUUUUUAUUCCUAUUAAGAAUAAACAUACGAAUUAAGAUUAAAAUGACAACUCAAGAGAACACAGCUAAAACCAAGAGAGGUGAUUUAACAUCUGCUGAAAAAGAGAUGCUACAGGUUGCUGCUGCAGGGGAUGUGCAAGAGGCCACUCGGCUUCUCAACAGUAAAGAAGUACGGGUUAACUGUCUGGAUGAGAAUGGCAUGACACCCCUCAUGCAUGCAGCUUAUAAAGGGCAAGCAGACUUAUGCAGGCUGUUGCUACAGCAUGGAGCUGAUGUCAACUGCAAUGAGCAUGAGUAUGGCUAUACUGCUCUUAUGUUCGCCAGCCUUUCAGGCAAUGCUGAGAUUACAUGGAUGAUGCUGGAUGCUGGGGCAGAGACCGAUUUGGUCAACUCCGUGGGCCGGACAGCAGCACAAAUGGCCGCUUUUGUAGGCCAGCAUGACUGCGUGACCGUGAUCAAUAACUUCUUCUCACGAACAAGAUUAGAAUACUACACCAGACCACAGGGCUUAGAGAAGGAACCCAUUCUUCCUCCAAAACUGGCAGGACCUUUACAUAAAAUCAUCAUGAAUACCAACCUUAACCCAGUCAAGAUGGUGAUGAUGGUGAAAGAAAGCCCGCUCCUAGUAGAUGUUGUAGCUCUAGAGAAGUGUUACCAUGUGAUGGAUCUGCUGUGUGAGCAGUGUGUGAAGCAGCAGGACAUGAAUGAAGUGCUGGCUAUGAAGAUGCACUACAUCAGCUGUGUUUUACAAAAGUGCCUGACCUUCUUACAAGAGCGUGAUGACAAACUAGACGCUCUCCUCAAGAGUCUUUUAAAAGGCAGAGACGGUGAUGGCUUUCCGCAGUACCAGGAGAAAUUUAUUCGUGACUGUAUCCGGAAGUUUCCUUACUGUGAGGCGACUCUGUUGCACCAGCUGGUCGAAAACAUAGCUCCAGUGGAAAUUGGUCACUCCCCAACAGCCUUCUCAGUUCUUACUCAGGCAUUAACGGGUCAGAUGGCUCUAAUGGAUACCGAGUUUUGUGCUACAUGUGGAGAGAGGGGAGCUGAUGAGAAGUGUUUGUUCUGCGAAAUGGUUGUCUAUUGUGGACAGGCUUGUCAGAGGUUGCACUGGUUCACUCAUAAGAAAGUGUGUAAAGCCCUGCAGCGACAGAGAGAAUUUCAAAGUAAAGACUCUGCCAGUCUGAGAGAAAUCCCUGGACAUGCCAAUGCUCAUGAUUUGAUGGAGGGAAAUUGCAGCUCAUUGCUGGGUCUCUGUUUGGGAUUUGCGGAACUUGGACGUUCACGUUCUUUUUCCGAGAACUACCCUGACCCUUCGAAUGCUGUUGCAGAGGCCAUGUCUGGCUGCCAGGACUGGGGAAGAGAAGGCCAUCCAUCAUCCUGACUGUUAACAAUCUGCUCAAUCACCACUCAUUUUAACCAGGAAGAACACAACCAGAAUCCUUCAUGACCGGGAAACACUCAGUCCUACAAUCAGACCUGAGCCUUGAGUGAUAUCAAAAGAACCAUUAGACCCAAAAAUGAUACUGUGGGUGUAUUGGGUUUUUUUCUGACGGUAUUGUAAUUGAAAUCAUUUCUAAAAAGAAAAUCCUCUGUUGUAGGGCUCUAUACAGUACCUGUAAGGGUUCCCCUAAGAGCUUUUAGAGAGUAUACAACACUACCAGUCAAAAUGUGUAAGCAAUUUUGCUAAAAAGUGUAUGGUUGAAAUUUGCUUCUGGACAACUAUAAUGAAGAUACUGUGCAUAUAUACAGUAAAUGUAUUUCUGAAUCAAA
Molecule: messenger RNA, 1819 nt
Organism: Tachysurus fulvidraco (yellow catfish)
Lineage: Eukaryota; Metazoa; Chordata; Actinopteri; Siluriformes; Bagridae
Product: ankyrin repeat and MYND domain-containing protein 2-like
Exons: 10
Coding region: 93-1430 (445 amino acids)
Biological process (GO): regulation of smoothened signaling pathway
Molecular function (GO): protein binding
Source: RefSeq, a predicted model, not a curated record